Carassius auratus (goldfish) is the source of this 1169-nucleotide messenger RNA. Its product is annotated as glutathione-specific gamma-glutamylcyclotransferase 1-like. Bases 105 to 716 code for a protein of 203 amino acids. Gene Ontology annotation, biological process: glutathione catabolic process. The transcript is spliced from 4 exons. Gene Ontology annotation, cellular component: cytoplasm. Lineage: Eukaryota; Metazoa; Chordata; Actinopteri; Cypriniformes; Cyprinidae. Gene Ontology annotation, molecular function: glutathione specific gamma-glutamylcyclotransferase activity. The record is from RefSeq and is a predicted model, not a curated record.
UGCAAAACAGAUAGCCUACUAUUAGCUACUGAAACAGUACGUCUGAACCGAACUGGUUAUUUUGAAAACUGUGCUAAUUGAGAGCGGGGAAACCGAGGACUUGUAUGAGGGCAAUCUGGCGAAAGAUGAAACCUCAAGACAUCAUCGCUGUUAAAUCCAGCCUGUGGAUCUUCGGUUACGGGUCGUUGGUUUGGAAACCAGACUUCAAGUACAAGAGGAGCAAGAUCGGAUAUAUUAAGGGGUACAAGAGACGCUUCUGGCACGGGGACAAUUUUCAUCGUGGAGAUGAUGAGAUGCCCGGAAGAGUGGUGACGCUCAUCGAGAAGGAUAACGCGUGCACCUGGGGUGUUGCCUUCGAAGUGACUGGCUCUCAGGUCGAGGAGUCUCUCAGAUAUCUGAAUGUAAGGGAGGCGGUAAGAGGCGGCUACCUGACCCGGCUCGUAGAGUUCUUCCCGCAGGGCAUGAACCAGUCACCUGUCCAAGCUCUGGUUUACAUUGCCACACCUGACAACCCUAUCUACCUGGGGCCUGCCAGUACAGAGAAAAUUGCGGCUCAGAUCGCUGUGUGCAAAGGGAAGUCGGGCCCCAACAUUGAGUACCUGCUUCGCCUGGCGGAGUUCAUGAGAGUCAGCUGCCCUGAUGUGGACGACCCUCACCUGUUCUCCAUUGAGGCAGCUGUUCUCGCCACCAUGAGACCCAUUUUGUUUGCAGGCUAGACACCUGUAUCUUCUGUAAAACAUUAAAUAGGUCAACAUUUAGUCCAAACACUAUUAAGGUCCUUGCAUUAAGUUAAUGUUGCCGUCCUUGAGGUGUGAUUGUGAUUUAGUGGCUAUUCAAAUAUUUAAUUCUCCCUAUACCAAGCUAUUAAUCUUUACUGUACUACAGUAAAGAUACUGUAUUAAGGGAAAAUGGUAUUUUAGGCUUUCUGUUGUUAUUCUAUAGUGUGACAUCAUGCAUACUGUCAGUUCUCAUUGGUGCUGUAGUACAAAUGCAUGCUUGUGUGAUAAUGUAUUGCCAAAGUUUGUCCAGUUCUAAAGCUGUUUGCAUUUUUGUUUUGGAUAUGUGGGGAUGAAACCUCAAUACACUUUUAAUUUGCACUAAAGCAGAAUACUGUUAAGCCAUUAAAAUGGUUUUCCUUUUGUAAAUAAAAACCUUGAGAGAACCUGUAA